This is a messenger RNA of Pelmatolapia mariae (spotted tilapia), 3567 nucleotides long. RefSeq names its product Kv channel-interacting protein 2. Gene Ontology annotation, biological process: regulation of potassium ion transmembrane transport. The transcript is spliced from 8 exons. Bases 735 to 1448 code for a protein of 237 amino acids. Gene Ontology annotation, cellular component: voltage-gated potassium channel complex. Lineage: Eukaryota; Metazoa; Chordata; Actinopteri; Cichliformes; Cichlidae. Gene Ontology annotation, molecular function: potassium channel regulator activity; calcium ion binding. The record is from RefSeq and is a predicted model, not a curated record.
UUGUUUUGGGUUUUUUUUUGCAUUUGCUGUUCUCAUCGUUGUUUGUCUUUGACCAUUCCUUCUCAUCCCUCCUUUCCCUUCUUCUCUUCCCGUCUCAUCUCUCCAUUCAUUCUUCUCAUCUGUCUCUCGCAUGUCUCCCCCUCUCUGUUUCCCCUCUUUACCUACAAGUAGUACUACUCUAUCCUUCCCCCCGCCUCCAUUUCUCAUCCCCCUCUUUCCUCCCUUCACUUCCAUCACUGACCCAAUUAAGCAUGGGGAGGGACACAGCAGUAGGAGAGUGACGGAGGUAAGGCAAGAAAGAGAGGGAGGACAGGCAGAAAGAACAGAGAGUUUGAGUCAGCAGCAAGAAAACCAGAGAGAGUCAGAAAACAAUUGCCACCAACCUGCCAGGACAUACACAGUGCAUUGUCCGAAGUUCACCUGGAACUUAAACCACCUUUGACAGCCUCAGAGGAGGUGGGGGUGGAGUAGCAAGUCGAAAUUCCUGCUGCCACGCACUUACCACUCUCGAAGAAGAAACGAGGAGAAUAACAAUCUACCUUCAGUGAAGACAGCGGGUGGGGAGCUGCGCGGAGUUAGGAUGGCCGAACGCCGGGAUAUAGCUGGAGACUGAGAGGAGGGACUGAAGACAAAGACAUUACAUUCUGGGCUGGAAACUGAGGGGGGGGCACGGUUGCCCCUAGGCAAGAGAAAGAUUUCUGGUGAUAGGAAAAAAGGGAGAGGAAGGGGGAAGGAUGCAUCUGUUCUUCCAAGACAAGUGGGAGGUGGAGGGGCUGCAGACUGUGGGUAUCCUCCUGGUGGUCUGCAGUUCCCUCAAACUGAUGCACUUUCUGGGGCUCAUCGACAUUUCUAUGACAGACAGCGUGGAAGAUGACUUUGAGUUAUCCACUGUGUGCCAUCGCCCUGAAAGCAUGGACAAGCUGCAGGAGCAAACUAAGUUUACCAAAAAGGAGCUCCAAGUCCUCUACAGGGGCUUCAAAAAUGAGUGCCCAAGUGGUGUGGUAAAUGAGGAGAACUUUAAGAACAUUUACUCCCAGUUCUUCCCUCAGGGAGAUUCAAGUAUGUAUGCACAUUUCCUGUUUGAAGCCUUCGACACGAACAAAAACGGCUCGGUUAGUUUCGAGGACUUUGUAUUUGGCCUGUCUAUCAUCCUGAGAGGGACCAUUAAUGACCGGUUAAACUGGGCAUUCAACCUCUAUGACUUGAACAAGGAUGGUUGCAUCACCAAAGAGGAGAUGCUGGACAUCAUGAAGUCCAUCUAUGACAUGAUGGGGAAAUACACAUACCCCACCAUGCAGGACGAUGCCCCAAGAGAACAUGUGGAGAGCUUCUUCCAGAAAAUGGACCGGAAUAAAGAUGGGGUGGUCACCAUAGAUGAAUUCAUUGAGUCUUGCAAAAAGGAUGAGAACAUCAUGCAGUCCAUGCAGCUGUUUGACAAUGUCAUCUAAACAUCUGGACCAGUGAGGACACUGGCACCAGAGAGGGGUACGUGUGUGUGGGUGUGUAAGAGGAAUCGGGAUUGAAGAGAGAGAGAGAGAGAAAGAGUCUGAGUGCAUGUGUGUUGCGUGUGUGUGGCUGUCUCCCGACUUGCAAGCUUGUGCUCGUGUCUCUGCUGAGAGCUGAGUCCUGAGGACACAGAGAGGGCCCCCUCCCUCUAACUGGACCCCCCAGUGGCUUCCUCCAAGCAACAAAGGAGUGUCCCCAGCGCCCAUCCUCAUCAUGCAGAACCUUAUGUUUUAUCCCAGAGACACAGAGAAAGAAAGCAAGCAGUGGGCUCACAGCCACCUGCACACCUAACACCCAACCAGCCCCUGCCUGUUUUAUUUGAACUUUUAUUGCUCUUGCUGACGGAGGGACUAUCACAGCCUUUUAAUGGUUGAACUCAGAAGAAGGAUGCUCUCCCUAAACCCUGAUCUCAGAUCACUUUUCCCCUUUCCUCCGUGAUGGCUGAGAGAUGGCAUUGUGAACCUGAUCUUGCCUCUGUGCAUGUGGGUAACACCUUCCUGGAGCCGUAAGACUCAUGGCUCAUUUCCUGGCCAUAAAAAUAGAAAUGAAUCUACAGCCACCUGGUGGACAAGAGAGAAAAAGACACUUCCUGAGGGAGCAACCAACAAAUUGGUGAUCCGAGCGAUCCCGUCUUACAGAGGGAGCUUCAAACGCGUUCUUUUCCACAAGGGACUGAUUUCAAUAUCGCAUGAUGAUGUCACUAAUAUCUAAUUAUGUAUUUACAGAGAUACUCCAAAGUCUGCUCGUCUGUCUGCUGUCCUAGUCAUUCACAGGUGCCUCACCCUUUGUGUAUGUGUGCGUGCAUGUGUAACAGAAGGAGAUGUCAUCUGUCUUACAAAUGACACAACACCCACCUUCAUUCACAGGAUUUUGGUAGAGUAAUUCCCGGCCUUCCAAACUAUUACAAUCCUAACAGUAGUUGUCUAUUGACUGUUGUACAUUUUCUAGCAUUCCCAGUGGUGUUAUAUUAGGCUGUACAAUGUGGGGAUUGCACUAUAAUUUAAUGAGCCGUUUUGACCCUAGCAGCUUCUCUCGACAUGGGAAUGACAUACCACAAUCGUACUAGUCUAUGAAUAUACAUUCAAAGAGAAGUUUAUUAGAUUGCAGAUUGUAUUUGUGAACUUCUUGUAAUCUGAAAUGUCAUGUGGUUUUCACAGGUUCUACCACUUGAAAAAAACAACAGUCUCCACACCCUUUUUGCAUUAAAUCCGACUAUUUCCAUUUCAAGGAGGCAUAAAAUGAUUGUGUGUAGCAAGUGCAAGACAAGGUUUGAUAGCAGUUUUCUUUUUUCUGUGCCCCCGUUGUUCACUCCAUUUCUUAUUCUCCCUCUCUCUGUAACACCAAAGAAACGAUAUCAAUUAAAAAGGUACAUAAAGCCACUUAAGGUAAGACAUUUAGCCCACCUGUGGGUGAAGAAAGAGGGAGUUACUGGGUAUCAAGCUGGACAAGGGGCAAUCAGAGAUAAAAGAGGUAGACUACAUGUAGUUUACCUGCACGCUGUCAAGUGCAAUUUUAGGUUGUGAACCCAUCCAUUAGGCUCAGAUUAAUUAUUUUAGAGCAAUUUGCAACCACUUAUUUGCUUCUUUUCACACUAGAACUAGGCAACACAAAUGUAAGAUGAUGUAAGGCACUCGGGCUGUAAUUAAAUCGGCCAAGUGUCUUAAAAGCUGAAACGAACAUGAAAUAGCAAUAAUGUUCUCCACUCACCCAACGUCUCCUUCCUCUCAGAGCACACUAUAAGGGUGCACUAACGGCCCCGGUAAAAAUAUGCACUUCCAACCCUGCAAUUUCUUAUUUUUUUAUGUUCUGCAGUUUUUACAUUUAUACUUUCUGGAAGAAUGGUUUGGCUCUAAUUGUUCCUGCCCAGUUAUGUUCUUUUCCCCAAACACAAGGAAAACCUGUCUAUACCCGCAUGUACUGUGUCUAGAACAAUGAAAACCUACUAACCCGUGGUACUGACUGUCUAGCUAGCCUAAACUGGUUGCAUAACAUAUUCAAAAUGUGUAUAUUUUGUACAGAGAUAAUAAAAAAAAACAAAAAACACAGUUACUAUGCAAAAUG